Molecule: messenger RNA, 1577 nt
Organism: Colletotrichum phormii
Lineage: Eukaryota; Fungi; Ascomycota; Sordariomycetes; Glomerellales; Glomerellaceae
Exons: 5
Coding region: 304-1116 (270 amino acids)
Source: RefSeq, a predicted model, not a curated record
CCAAGUCCAAAUGUGCACUUGGAAAAAGACGACAGUUAUCUCCCCGAAGUCUGGGCCUGGUACGCCAUCGGCGUCUUCAUAAUCCUCCUACGAUUCGCGGUUCGUAUUCGUACCGUCGGGAUUCGAGGCUUCCGCGGUGACGACUACUUGGCUUUACCCUAUCUCGUGUUGUACAGCAUCAAUGUUUACGUAGUCCAAAUAUGCUAUUACACAGGAGCCAAUAUCGACAUCACUGAAGAUGCGGUGCCAUCACUAUCAGAUCACGAUGUCGCAGUUCUCCAGCUGGGAUCCAAAUUGGAGUUCAUGUCCUGGUAUACAUACCCAGGGGUCUUGAAGUUCACCGUACUAUUCUUCUACAAGCGUCUAACACUUGGAAUUCUACGGAGACGGAGCCUGGUCGCGUUGUUCUGGAUCUGCGGAUUAUCGUACAUCGUUUUAUGUCUCACGGUGACACUCAGCUGCCAACCCUACUCCGACAACUGGCGAAUCCGGCCUCUACCAGGCCCAGAGUGCACCUUCCGACCGCAAAACUUUUGGAUGCUGUUGUGGCUCAACGUCUUGACGGACGCGGCCCUCCUCUCCAUCCCCGUUCCGAUCCUCUGGCACCUCCGCGUGUCCUUUAAACGCAAAAUCGGCGUCAGCAUCCUGCUUUCAUCCGGCGUCUUCGUCAUUUCGACGGCAAUAGUUCGAGCGGUCACGACCUUGGGCGGUGCGCCGUCCGUCAUCAAUAUCAACAGGUGGGGGUUCCGCGAGACCGCCGUCGGCCUCAUCACCGUUACCCUGCCGGUCCUGAGCCCGCUGUUCACGAGAGCGUUCUGGCGCCACGGCCCGUAUAUUCGAGACUACUACGAUCGGCUCCGCGUUUCGAGGACGCCUCCUAACAACGCCAGGUUUGGCAAUUGGCUGGGGACGAUGGUUCUCAAGUACAUUGAUGAGGAAGAGGGAGAUGUGUUAUGCAGCCCAAGCGCGGCGAAACAGUUGGAAGAGGCGGGGUACCGACGGGAAUAUACCGAGCGGGCAGGGUCCUACAACAUAGGUAGCGGAGAAAGCUACGAGCUGGAAACGAAGAGCGGUGAUACGAGUACGAAAAGCUUAAAAGGCAUGGAGACGGUUUGACAAUUCAAAGUAUAAGGGGGUUUGAAGAGAAUAUGGCGCUGGAGCAUCGAGGCAUACCCCAUCAUGAUUGACUUUGUAUACACUGAUACCCAAAGGGAGUAAUAGGACGGGUUCAAGACUGGAAAGUGUGUAGGCCAGGAAAUGCUGCUGUGCUGGUGUGGAAAUGCUGUCACCUCUGGCGAAAUGACAGUCAAAUGAGAGGAUCUCUAGAGAAGCUUGCAAUGAUUUGCUGUUCCAAACAUGACCAUGAUUUGUCUCAAGUGCUUAAAGUACAGACCAGUUGAAGAUUCCUACGUCGGGCUUCUACGUGCUGACCAGAUAACACGAGUCUCAGAGGCGCGUAAAGCCAAACAGACACAGUGUUGCAAGCUUGACCCCAGUGUGAGACCAUCUGACUGAGGUAUGCGGUGCCGCUGAAACACUAUCCUUGGUUUGGCAACUCGUAUGGGCAGACUGUAGGU